GUAUUUUGUAAACUGUGUUUAAAUAUUGAAAACCUCCACCAUAUCACGACUCUUUCAAAGCCAUCUCUAUUUCAAAGCCAUCUCUCCAGCCCUGAACCAAACACAAAUAAUUCUUCUACCGACAGACAGGCAAAAACGUCAACAUGGCCGAACUGAGGAAUGUGUACGGAUGGAUUGCUUUUACUUUGUUAAUACUUGGGGGUGUCAAUGCUGAGACCCCCUGUGAUACAGAUUCCAAAGCCAUGACUAUAGCAAAUCAGGAAGAGUGCUUGAGCCAGAUUACCACAGCUGCAUUGGAAGUCGAUCGCUCUGCUGUGUCUCCAAAUGACACACUGAGUGUGUACAUGGAACUUUUAUUUUGUUCACAGAAUGAAGAGCUCAUAGUCUGCUGUGAGUCUAUAUGCGCACAGGGAGUAGCUGUAGAAAUUAAUCCUCUGGAUCCAACAACUCUUGAAAACUAUCAGCUUAGGAAUAAACCCAGAAUCAGCUUCUAUCCAUCAAGUAUGUACAUGCACUCAGUUUAA
This is a messenger RNA of Anneissia japonica, 524 nucleotides long. RefSeq lists its product as uncharacterized. NCBI's taxonomy places the organism in Eukaryota, Metazoa, Echinodermata, Crinoidea, Comatulida, Comatulidae. The record is from RefSeq and is a predicted model, not a curated record. Bases 144 to 524 code for a protein of 126 amino acids. The transcript has 4 exons.